This is a messenger RNA of Cynara cardunculus var. scolymus (artichoke), 1085 nucleotides long. RefSeq names its product GTP-binding nuclear protein Ran-3-like. NCBI's taxonomy places the organism in Eukaryota, Viridiplantae, Streptophyta, Magnoliopsida, Asterales, Asteraceae. The record is from RefSeq and is a predicted model, not a curated record. Bases 122 to 790 code for a protein of 222 amino acids. The transcript is spliced from 8 exons. Gene Ontology annotation, cellular component: nucleus; cytoplasm. Gene Ontology annotation, biological process: ribosomal subunit export from nucleus; protein import into nucleus. Gene Ontology annotation, molecular function: GTP binding; GTPase activity.
ACUCUCGAUUUAGGGUCUCCUUCUCAACCCAAAAUCACAGCCUCUUACUAUAUUAAAACACACACUUCCCUCUCAACUCACCCUUCAUCUCCUUUUUCUCUGAUAUCACUCGCCUUUCAAAAUGGCUUUGCCGAAUCAGCAAACUGUUGAUUACCCGAGUUUCAAGCUUGUAAUUGUCGGCGAUGGUGGAACUGGGAAAACUACUUUUGUGAAGAGACAUUUGACCGGAGAAUUCGAGAAGAAAUAUGAACCAACCAUUGGUGUUGAAGUUCACCCCUUGGAUUUCUUUACUAACUGUGGAAAGAUUCGAUUUUACUGCUGGGAUACCGCCGGUCAGGAGAAAUUUGGUGGUCUUCGUGAUGGAUAUUACAUUCACGGGCAAUGUGCCAUCAUCAUGUUUGAUGUAACCGCAAGGUUGACCUACAAGAAUGUUCCCACAUGGCAUCGUGAUCUCUGCCGUGUUUGUGAGAACAUCCCGAUCGUACUUUGUGGAAACAAGGUUGAUGUGAAGAACCGUCAAGUGAAGGCAAAGCAGGUUACUUUCCACAGAAAGAAGAACUUGCAGUAUUACGAAAUCUCAGCCAAGAGUAAUUACAACUUUGAGAAGCCAUUCCUUUAUCUUGCCAGAAAGCUUGCUGGGGAUCCCAACUUGCAUUUUGUUGAGUCUCCUGCUCUUGCUCCCCCAGAAGUGCAAAUCGACAUGGCUGCUCAACAACAGCAUGAGGCCGAGCUUGCUGCUGCCGCUAGCCAGCCGCUUCCAGAUGACGACGAUGAUGAUGCUUUUGAAUAGAAAAUGAGGAAUUUGAGAAGGGUUUUGGUUGGUGUUUUUGAUUAUGAAUGAUGAUGUCUGAAUGAUUUAAAAAGCUUUUGGUAGGGAGAUGAGAUUGUUUGUGGGAUAUAUAUCAUCAUCACAUGAUAAUUGUGUUGUGAAGCAAUAUGCAUUUGGGUUGGGUGUUGAGUUUUAACAGCUCCCAAUUUCUUCAUUGUCUUUUUGUUGUUUGUUGGUCCUUUCUGAGGGUUCCAUUUGUUGAUCUAUCUAUUACUAUUCACUACCGUAUUUUAAAGAUAUGAAUAUUAUGUUCCUA